UAGGGGCGCUGGAAUGGCCAGUGGGAGUAAAAAAUGCUCCAGUAUCAGUGGGAUCUGUGAAAGAAGGAAUAGUGCCCCAUCAUUGGUAUCAUUGGGAGGAAUAGUGCCCCAUCAUUGGUAUCAUUGGGAGGAAUAGUGCCCCAUUAUUGGGAGGAAUAGUGCCCCAUCAAUUAUUGGGAGGAAUAGUACCCCGUCAUUGAUAUUAGUUGAAUAAAUAGUGCCCCAUCAUUGGCAUUAUUGGGAGGAAUAGUGCUCCAUCAAUGGUAUUAGUUGGAGGAAUAGUGCCCUAUCAUUAGUAUUGGAUGAUUAGUACCCAACUGUUUAUAUCAGUAGGAGAAAAUAUGUCCCUUUGCUGGUGUCAGUGGGGGAAAAAUGCCCCAUCAUUGGUGGCAGUGGAAAGAAAAAAUGUCCUAUUGUUAGUGUCAGUGAGAGGAAUGGUCUCUACUGUUGGUGUCAGUGGGAAGAAUGGUGCCUCCUUGUUGGUGUCAGUGGGAGGAAUG
Staurois parvus is the source of this 500-nucleotide messenger RNA. The record is from the annotation of a GenBank genome assembly. Lineage: Eukaryota; Metazoa; Chordata; Amphibia; Anura; Ranidae.